AUGGAUUUUCCUCGUUCCCUUGUCCUAAUGACUCUCUUCUUUUCUUCACUCCUUUUACAACUAUCACUACCUUCAUUAACAUCAUCUUCUCGUGACCAUAGCAUUAGUUCUUUCCACAAAUGCCUCAUAAAUGAAUUCAAAAGAACAAACUUACCAUCAUCAUCAACAAACUCGAUUAUCAUCACGCCGCAAAACAAGUCGUCGUACGAGUAUCUCCUCCGACAGCAGAACCUCCGACCCGGCCUAAUCUCCCCAGUCAAACCCUUCCUAAUCGUCACGCCAAAAAACGAGUCGGAAAUUCAAGCCGUCGUUCGUUGCUCCCAGAAGCUCGGGAUUCAAAUUCGACCCCGAGCCGGUGGACACGACUACGAAGGCCUCUCCUUCACUUCAAAAACGCCUUUCGUCAUGCUUGACUUGAGGAACCUCAACUCGGUAACAAUAGACCUGAAAUCUCGAACCGCGUGGGUCCAAUCUGGCGCUACCCUCGGCCAGCUGUACUACGCAAUCGCCCGAGAGAGUAAAACCCUAGCUUUCCCGGGCGGCGUUUGCCCAUCGGUUGGGGUUGGGGGCCACAUUUCCGGAGGUGGAUACGGUAUGCUCAGCCGGAAGUACGGCCUCGCGUCCGACAACGUGGCUGACGCUCGACUAGUUGGAUCAAACGGCGAGAUUUAUUCCGACCACCGGUCGAUGCCGGAGGAUCUAUUUUGGGCUGUUCAAGGCGGCGGAGGCGCCAACUUCGGCAUCGUCACCGCCUUCAAAGUGAAGCUCGUCGUUGUUCCAAAAACCGUGACCGUGUUCACAAUCGUGCGGCCUUCGGAACCGAAGAACGACGCGACUACUCGGUUGGUUCGCAAGUGGCAACGCGUGGCCGUUGCGGCCAAUGAGAGCCUCAUGCUCAGGGUAACCCUUCGAAGCACGGGAAAUUCCAUUGUCAACCGAACUUCCGUGGCAUCGUUCACCGCGUUGUACCUUGGGCGGGGCCGCGAGCUCUCGCACGCGAUGCGGAGCGAGUUUCCCGAGCUCGGGCUAACAAAUGCCGAUUUCGAGGAGAUGAGUUGGAUAGAGUCCGUACUCUACUUCGCCGGCUUACGAAACCAGUCGAUCGAUGUUUUGAGAAGUCGAGACCCGCUUGGCCCAUUUGGGCCGUCCUAUUACAAAGGGAAGUCCGACUACGCAGGGGCUCGGGGAAUAUCGACGAACGGUUUGCAAGGAAUGUGGCGAUUUCUCCACGAAGAGGACGAAAACAGGGGAGCCGUGGAAUUUAGCCCGUGCGGAGGGGUUUUGAGCGAGGACUUGAGGCGAACGAGCCCCCAUUGGUCGGAAUGCUCGUUUAUGAUACGGUACGGUGCCACCUGGCACGAAGGAGGAUUUGAUGAGAUGAAGAGACACGUGGAGUGGAUAAGGAGUCUUUACGGGUGCAUGGGUGCGUACGUGCGGACGAAAAUGCCGAGGGCAGCCUAUAUUAACUAUAGGGAUCUCGACUUGGGGUCGAACGGGCGAGGGAGGAACACGAGCUAUGAGGAGGCUCGAGUUUGGGGGGUAAAAUAUUUCGGGGAUAAUUUUGAACGGUUGGCGCGCGCCAAGGCUCGAGUCGAUGCGGAAAAUAUUUUCUGGAACGAGCAGAGUAUUCCUCCUCUGCUGCCAAUGUAG
Messenger RNA from Striga hermonthica, 1650 nucleotides. The record is from the annotation of a GenBank genome assembly. NCBI's taxonomy places the organism in Eukaryota, Viridiplantae, Streptophyta, Magnoliopsida, Lamiales, Orobanchaceae.